UGUCUUACCUACAGAGUGUUUUCAUCAUUUUCUGUUUUUAUGGAGACACGAGAGACUGCAGAUACUGGAAUCUGGAGAAAAACAAACAAGUUGCUGGAGGAACUCAAUGGCACCAAAAAACAGGACAAUACUGCAAGAUGGUCUCCACCGGAGAACUACAAAAAGCGAGUAGCUGCUUUGGAGGCCAAACAGCAAGGUCAAGCUGCAGUCCACAAAGCAGGGUGUCAGGCGCCCAGCAUUGGCAUAAGCUUCAAGCACUGUGAUCUUUCGAAAGAGGAUCGGGCCAUUGCUGAACGACUGGAGAAGCUGAAGGGAGAAACCAAACCAAAAUCUGUACCAUCUCAGAAAGAGAUUGAGUGUCGGCUAGCUGCACUAAUGAAGGAACCUCAGCGACCCAUACCUUCCACCAGGGAGAUGGAAGACAGGUUAGCCCAGUUAAAGGGCCAAACUCCACCUUCACAGACCCCUAAACCUAAUCAUCAGGCUCCUGAUACCAGGACUCAAACGGAACAAGUCAGUGACCUUCUCAAACAGAUGUCAGAAGAGACAGCCAUAGAUGAGAAAUGCAGCUCUGGUGUUAAAAAUGAUGAAAUGAAUGACCUGAAUAAAGGAAUCGAUCCACAAAAUUUCCACUAUGCCACCACCAAAAACAUCAAACUUGAGGAGGAAAAGAAUUAUCUUCUGGACCAAGCAACAGCUGAACUAAAACAGGACAACUUGGAUCAGGAGCAUUCCUUAAAGAUCGCCAGGAGACUGGCCACACUUAAAGGAGAGGAUCCAAAUACUGUAUCUAUGGAUGACUGGAAACUUGCUGGGCUGGAAAGCGAUGAAGAAAAUGAAGAACUGCUGACCCAGCGAAUUCUGAAACAGGUAAAUGAAGAAAUUGCCAUAGAUCAAACGAGUGGCUACAACAUCCCUAUACAACAACCUAAACCAGUGCAGCCAAUUCCUUUUGGGAGAAAGCAACUGCAUAUUUCUCCUACUCCAGCUGCUGCUGAGACAUCAGACAGUGAUGAUGAGCUGCCUUGGUGUUCCAUCUGCAAUAACGAUGCUGUCCUCCGUUGCCAUGGCUGUGAUGGAGACCUCUACUGUCACAGAUGUUUUAGGGAAGGACAUGACAAAUUCGAGCGGAAGGAACAUAGAACGUCCAAGUAUAGUCAACCAAACAAGAAGAAAUAAGAAGGGGUCCAUACCCGGAGGUCUGCCACAAUCUGACACACAGGAAAAUGGUCAUGAUAUCAGCAAUUGCACAGAUCCCUUAUCCAAUUAACAAAGUGUUAUGGGAGAAGCUAUAAUGGCUCUCAUUGCAGCAAGAGUCUUUCUGUUAUUACAAGGCUCUGCAGUGCUGUAACAGUGGCCCCUGUGCGUUUUGAAGGGUAGUCAUUUCAUUACCUGCUGCAGGGAGCACCUGGUAUAAAAGCUUUGCAUAUUAAGUGAUUAGACAAGGCUGCACCUUAAGACACUAAAAGUUAACUUUGACUUGUCUAACACAAGUAAAAGGACUAUAAGAUUGGACAUAAAUUUAGUAUUUCCUGCAAUCUAUUAUUUAAUUGGGUGAUUAUUUUGAAUUAUAAUUUAUUUCACUUGUAUAAUCUACUGAAACAGAUUAUAAUGUAUUUCUGGACAAAUCCAAACAGUAUCCUGAUAUUUUAUUAAUGGAAGUAAUUGGGAUGCUUUUUUCUUAAACCAUUAUCCUUUUCUUAAAUCGUCAUAGGGAUCUCUAUGUGUCCAUUUAUUCUCAACUUCUACCAGCAUCAACUUAUCACCAACUAUCAGUAGUUAAGCAAGAGGGUGCCUAGGUGACCCUGUCUUCAUACCUAGGGAUGUGUCUGGAUUCCACAUGAUGUGUCCUUCCCACAGCGAUAGCAGCCAAGUGCGGAACUCAGCAGAGUGAUCACCCCAGUAUUGAUCCCAUCACCUGGAUGAACUGCUGUCACCUACUGAAACCUUCUCGUUGAAUAUUGUGUGAACCUAGCGAUGUUCUUUGAUUGCUGAUGCUCUGGUUCCAAACACAUGACAUGUUUUAUCAUGACUCAUGGCAGAUGGCAGACUUGAGUAAAGAGGUUCCCAGUAAACCACAUAUUUUAAAAAAAAAGCCCUAACCACUAUUCCAAAACACUUCUAUAAUGAAUGCAGCUCAUAUAUUAAAUAUUGAACAAUACUGGAACAUUGUUUCUCUCUUAACAUAUGCUGUAUUCAGUUUGGUUCCUUUGCUAAACACAAUUUAGUCUUGAAAUCUUGCUCUGUGUUUUCACUAUUCAUUUUAAGAGACAUGGGUGUCAUUGGCAAGAUCAGUAUUUAUUGCCCAUUCCUUAUUGCUGAGAAGGUGAUGGUGAGUAACCUGGAAAUGCAAAAGUCCUUCUGGUGAAGGUGCUUUCACGGUGCUGAGGGGGUUCCAGGAUUUAGAUCUAGCGAUGAUGGAGGAACAGUGAUACACUUCCAUGCUGGGAUGACGUGUGAUUUGGAGGGGAACCUGCAGUGGUGGCGUUCUCAUGCAUCUUGUCCUCUUUGGUGGAGGGGUCAUGGGUUUGGGAAGUUCAAAUGGAAUUGCCAAGGCAGGUUCAUGCAAUACCUUUUGUAGCUGCUACACCCUUGCACAGUGGUGACAGGAUACAAGUGAAAUGAGCUAUUAGUCCUCAAUGUUAUCAAACAUCUUGAAAGUUGUUGGAACAGCAUCUAUCCAGAUGAAUUGAGAGUAUUCUGUCACAAUCCUGACUUAUGCCUUAUAGUUAUUGGAAAGGCUUUGACCUGCUUCUGUAGCCACAGUGUUUAUGUAAUUAGUCCAAAUGAGUCUCUGGUCAAUGAUGUUGCUGGGAUAUUGACGUAGGCUGGGUAAUGGUAAUGCCAUUAAAUGUGAAGGUUUAAGGGGCUAGCCUCACUAACUAGAGAUCCUUGGGACUCUCUUAUGCACAAAACUGGUGUGCUGCAUUCAGUAUCCUUGAAAUCCACCACCCUUCUCCAUGGUUCUGUAGACCAUUUGGUUCCAUGGUUGGAUAUGCUAGAGUUAUGCUGUUGGAUAAGAGUAUGGGCUUGUGUUUGCUCACCCAAUGAGUUAUUUGAUUAAGUUCUGUACAACCUACAUUCCAAGAGCAAGUGGCUCCUCCACACUAAUAGAGGGUAUAGAUCAGAGGCAUAGUCACUACAAGUAUCUCAGAUGCAUCAUCUAGCAAGCUGUUGAGGAUUGCAACAGCAGAGUUGCAGAAACAGCUCAACCGAACCAUCUUGUUGGUCUCGUCAAAAACAUGCAUUUAUGAGGGAUUUUAUUUAGGUAUGCGGCAGUUGUUUUGAUUAAAAGCAGUUGAGGGCAUUGAACAGAAAAAUAUCAAUUUUAUUAGUGGGGAGAAAAAAGAUGACUCAGGACUACAUUCACUAUGGCCCAAAACAAGCAGAUGCAAGAAGUUAAUGGUCCAGCGGAGAUGAGUGUAGAAUGCUUUAUUUCAGGCACUGAAUGCUUCGAUAUGUAUUUGAAAUACACAGUAGAUAGUUAACCUCUGUUGUUAAGGCAUUAUUCAGACUCCAGACUUUCACUUGUUCCUGCCAAUUACUACAUAUGGUAGUGGUAAAGACAUCUGUGUUUAUUUUUGAUUUUGAAAUUUAGAACACUUACCAGAUAUCAUGCAAGUUCUAGUGCAGCCAAAGACUGAGUAGUUAAAGGUGUUGCUUAAUCUGUUACUGAACCAAAUAUACCAUGAAGGCCCAGUUUUUUCAAAGUUACCUUAUUUUAACUGGGCCAGCAAUAGGAGAGGACAUUUAGUUUUGGAUAAGGGAAGAACAUUACACUUUAUCGAUACUUAUUGACUGUUGAAAAUAAGGUGAUUGUGCUGAAUUAUAAAUUAAGAUAUUUCAUCAUGUACAAAUCACUGUAAUGGGCAACUUAAUGCAUUGUGAGAGAGUAUAUGUGAACAAUAUACUAGUAUUAAUGAAAGUGAGUCACAAGUGUAUUUCUCAGAAGCCAUGUUCCUCAAUCUUGACCUUGGUGUUGCCCAUCUGUUCUCAGCUUCUGCUAAAAACCAAUAGCAACUAUUGAUACAUAGGAGGAAGUUGACCCUGCCCCUCAAUUUUCAUUUUUGCCUUGCUUGUGGGGACAUAUCUGGUUUCUGCUUAAUGGUACCCCA
Messenger RNA from Pristis pectinata (smalltooth sawfish), 4115 nucleotides. RefSeq names its product zinc finger, FYVE domain containing 19 (gene zfyve19). NCBI's taxonomy places the organism in Eukaryota, Metazoa, Chordata, Chondrichthyes, Rhinopristiformes, Pristidae. Gene Ontology annotation, molecular function: phosphatidylinositol-3-phosphate binding. The coding region runs from base 40 to 1179 and encodes 379 amino acids. The transcript has 10 exons. Gene Ontology annotation, cellular component: cleavage furrow; midbody; centrosome. Gene Ontology annotation, biological process: abscission; mitotic cytokinesis checkpoint signaling. The record is from RefSeq and is a predicted model, not a curated record.